AUGGUCCUGGAUAUUCAAGCACAAAGUUCAAAAAUUUCUGCUCUAGCCUUCAACUUACCCAUGUUACGGGAAUCCCCUAUAACCCACAAGAACAGGAGGAGUGAUGUAGCGGAAGGUGGGACGCAAGUGGCUGCAGGGAAAUUGGGGCGGAGCCUCCGUCAGCGGUGCUGUUUGCCCUUUGCCUGUCAUUGUUCGGAAUUCUGCUUGGUGGGGAGCCAAGCGCUGCAGACCCGGGUGCGGGGGACACGGCGGGCGCCGCGGGGACCUGGAGACUCCGGAGCCGCAGUGUCCGCGCGGGGCGGCCUGGGAAAGUCAGCGUCAGCAGCAGCGCAGUGGCGGGAACCGCAGCCCGGCGGCCCUGGCCCAGGGAAGAGAGCCAUGUCUUCCUUAGUCCUGAAAGAGGAAAUCAAAGAAGAGGAACAAGAAGAAAUAGCUAUUUCUCCAGCAAAUACAUCACAGGGUGUGUUGACAUUUGGGGAUGUGUCUGUGGACUUCACACCGGAGGAGUGGCAAUGCCUGGACUCUGCUCAGAGGGCUUUGUGCAUUGAUGUGCUGUUGGAGAAUUAUAAGAACCUGAUCUAUGUGGAGAAGUAUUGCAAGUAUCAUCCUGUACAUAUCCAUGUGAAGACUGAAAAUGAAUCUUGUCAGUGUGAUGAGCUUGGCAAAGUGCUUCAUGACCCCUCCACAUGUGCACUUCAUAGAACAAGUGAAUCUACAGAAAACUCUAAUAACUACACAUGCAGUAGUCACAGGGAUGCCUUUGUUGACUCAUCAAACCCAGACAGAUAUGAAAGCAUGGGUACCGGAGAAGAACCUUGCCAGUCUCAAGACUGUGAAACAUCUAUAACUUUGUGUUCCAACAUUACUCAAGAUCAGAGAGUCUACACUUCAGAGAAAGAGCAGAGGCAGGAAGAACAUAAUGACUCUUUAAGCUCUGCACACCGUGUUGUGCAACAACCAGUCAACAUUGGAGAGGCACCACACCAAUGUAGGGUAUGCAGGAAAUGUUUCAGGACUGCCUCAUGCCUCACUGAACAUCAAAAGAUUCAUACUGGAAUUACACCCUACAAAGGCAACAUUUGUGAAAAAUCCUUUAACCAGUGUUCAGGUCCGAAAAUACAUCAAAAUGUUUUGUCUUGGGAGAAAACUUACAAAUGUAUGGAAUGUGACAAGUCCUUUACCCAGAGCUUACAACUUAAAGCACAUCAGAGAAGUCAUACCAGAGAGAGACCAUUCGGUCAGGAAUGUGACAAGUCCUUUACACAUGACUCACAAUUUAGAAGUCGUCAGAUAGGUCCUACUGGAGAGAGACCUUGCAGUCAGGAAAAUGACAAUUCCUUUACCAGUUGCUCAGAUCUUAGAAGACAUGAGAGAAUUCCACCUGGAGAGAGACCUUGCAGUCAGGAAUGUGACAAAUCCUUUACCAGUUGCUCAGAUCUUAGAAGACAUGAGAGAGUUCCUACUGGAGAGAGACCUUGCAGUCAGGAGUGUGACAAAUCCUUUACACAUGACUCACAACUUAGAAGUCGUCAGAUAGUUCCUACUGGAGAGAGACCUUGCGAUCAGGAAAAUGACAAUUCCUUUACCAGUUGCUCAAAUCUUAGAAGACAUGAGAGAGUGCCUACUGGAGAGAGACCUUGCAGUCAGGAAUGUGACAAGUCCUUUACACAUGACUCACAACUUAGAAGUCAUCAGAGAGUUCCUACUGGAGAGAGACCUUGCGAUCAGGAAAAUGACAAUUCCUUUACCAGUUGCUCAGAUCUUAUAAGACAUGAGAGAGUUCCUACUGGAGAGAGACCUUGCAGUCAAGGAAAUGACAAAUCCUUUACACAUGACUCACAACUUAGAAGUCGUCAGAUAGUUCCUACUGGAGAGAGACCUUGCAGUCAGGAAAAUGACAAUUCCUUUACCAGUUGCUCAGAUCUUAGAAGACAUGAGAGAGUUCCUACUGGAAAGAGACCUUGCAGUCAAGGAAAUGACAAAUCCUUUACAGAUGACUCACAACUUAGAAGUCAUCAGAGAGUUCCUACUGGAGAGAGACCUUGCGAUCAGGAAAAUGCCAAAUCCUUUACCAGUUGUUCAGAUCUUAGAAGACAUGAGAGAGUUCCUACUGGAGAGAGACCUUGCAGUCAGGAGUGUGACAAAUCCUUUACACAUGACUCACAACUUAGAAGUCAUCAGAGAGUUCCUACUGGAAAGAGACCUUGCAGUCAGGAGUGUGAAAAAUCCUUUAUACAUGACUCACAACUUAGAAGUCGUCAGAUAGUUCCUACUGGAGAGAGACCUUGCAGUCAGGAAAAUGACAAUUCCUUUACCAGUUGCUCAGAUCUUAGAAGACAUGAGAGAGUUCCUACUGGAAAGAGACCUUGCAGUCAAGGAAAUGACAAAUCCUUUACAGAUGACUCACAACUUAGAAGUCAUCAGAGAGUUCCUACUGGAGAGAGACCUUGCGAUCAGGAAAAUGACAAUUCCUUUACCAGUUGCUCAGAUCUUAGAAGACAUGAGAGAGUUCCUACUGGAAAGAGACCUUGCAGUCAGGAAUGUGACAAGUCCUUUACACAUAACUCACAACCUAGAAGUCAUCAGAGAGUUCCUACUGGAAAGAGACCUUGCAGUCAGGAAAAUGCCAAAUCCUUUACCAGUUGCUCAGAUCUUAUAAGACAUGAGAGAGUUCCUACUGGAGAGAGACCUUGCAGUCAGGAGUGUGACAAAUCCUUUACACAUGACUCACAACUUAGAAGUCGUCAGAUAGUUCCUACUGGAGAGAGACCUUGCGAUCAGGAAAAUGACAAUUCCUUUACCAGUUGCUCAGAUCUUAGAAGACAUGAGAGAGUUCCUACUGGAAAGAGACCUUGCAGUCAGGAAUGUGACAAGUCCUUUACACAUAACUCACAACCUAGAAGUCAUCAGAGAGUUCCUACUGGAGAGAGACCUUGCAGUCAGGAAAAUGCCAAAUCCUUUACCAGCUGCUCAGAUCUUAGAAGACAUGAGAGAGUUCCUACUGGAGAGAGACCUUGCAGUCAGGAGUGUGACAAAUCCUUUACAGAUGACUCACAACUUAGAAGUCAUCAGAGAGUUCCUACUGGAGAGAGACCUUGCAGUCAGGGAAAUGACAAAUCCUUUACAGAUGACUCACAACUUAGAAGUCAUCAGAGAGUUCCUACUGGAGAGAGACCUUGCAGUCAGGAAAAUGACAAUUCCUUUACCAGUUGCUCAGAUCUUAGAAGACAAGAGAGAGUUCCUACUGGAAAGAGACCUUGCAGUCAAGGAAAUGACAAAUCCUUUACAGAUGACUCACAACUUAGAAGUCAUCAGAGAGUUCCUACUGGAAAGAGACCUUGCAGUCUGGAAAAUGGCAAAUCCUUUACCAGUUGCUCAGAUCUUAGAAGACCUGAGAGAGUUCCUACUGGAAAGAGACCUUGCAGUCAGGGAAAUGACAAAUCCUUUACACAUGACUCACAACUUAGAAGUCGUCAGAUAGUUCCUACUGGAGAGAGACCUUGCAGUCAGGAAAAUGACAAUUCCUUUACCAGUUGCUCAGAUCUUAGAAGACAUGAGAGAGUUCCUACUGGAAAGAGACCUUGCAGUCAAGGAAAUGACAAUUCCUUUACAGAUGACUCACAACUUAGAAGUCAUCAGAGAGUUCCUACUGGAAAGAGACCUUGCAGUCAGGGAAAUGACAAAUCCUUUACACAUGACUCACAACUUAGAAGUCGUCAGAUAGUUUCUACUGGAGAGAGACCUUGCAGUCAGGAAAAUGACAAUUCCUUUACCAGUUGCUCAGAUCUUAGAAGACAAGAGAGAGUUCCUACUGGAAAGAGACCUUGCAGUCAAGGAAAUGACAAAUCCUUUACAGAUGACUCACAACUUAGAAGUCAUCAGAGAGUUCCUACUGGAAAGAGACCUUGCAGUCUGGAAAAUGGCAAAUCCUUUACCAGUUGCUCAGAUCUUAGAAGACCUGAGAGAGUUCCUACUGGAGAGAGACCUUGCAGUCAGGAAAAUGACAAAUCCUUUACACAUGACUCACAACUUAGAAGUCAUCAGAGAGUUCCUACUGGAGAGAGACCUUACAAAUGUAAGGAAUGUGACAAAUCCUUUACCCGGGAGACACACCUUAGAACACAUCAGAGGGUUCAUACUGGCGAGAAACCUUAUAAAUGUAUGCAAUGUGACAAAUCCUUUACCUGGAACUCACAACUUAGAAGCCAUCAGAGUGCUCACACUGAGGAAAAACACUACAAAUGUAUGGAAUGUGACAAGUCCUUUACACAUGACUCACAACUUAGAAGUCAUCAGAGAGUUCAUACUGGAGAGACACGUUACAGUUGUCAGGAAUGUGACAAAUCCUUUACCAGUUGCUCAGAUCUUAUCAGACAUGAGAGAAUUCAUACUGGAGAGAGACCUUACAAAUGUAUGGAAUGUGAUAAAUCCUUUACGCGGGACACACAUCUUAGGACACAUCAGAGGGUUCAUACCGGGGAGAAACCUUACAAAUGCAUUAAAUGUGACAAAUCCUUUACCUGGAACUCACAACUUAAAAGACAUCGGAGUGUUCAUACUGAGGAGAACCCUUACAACUCUGUGGAACGUGGCAAGUCCUUUACCCAAGACACACAACUUAAAACACAUCAGAGACUUCAUACUAGAGAGAGACCUUACAGUUGUCAGGAAUGUGACAAAUCCUUUACCAGCUGCUCAGAUCUUAAAAGACAUGAGAGAGUUCAUACUGGAGAGAGACCUUACAAAUGUAUGGAAUGUGACAAGUCCUUUACCCGGGACACACACCUUAGAACACAUCAGAGGGUUCAUACUGGGGAGAAACCUUACAAAUGUAUGGAAUGUGACAAAUCCUUUACCUGGAAUGCACAAUUUAGAAGACAUCAGCGUGUUCACACUGGGGGGAAACCUUACAACUCUGUGGAAUGUGACAAGUCCUUUACAAAGGACUCGAAUCUUAGAACACGUCAGAGAGUUCGUACUGGAAAGAAACCUUACAGUUGUCAGGAAUGUGAUAAAUCCUUUGUCUGUUGCUCAGAUCUGAAAAGACAUGAGAGAGUUCAUACUGGAGAGAGACCUUACAAAUGUAAGGAAUGUGGCAAAUCCUUUACCAGGGACACACAUCUUAGAACACAUCAGAGGGUUCAUACUGGGGAGAAACCUUACAAAUGUAUGGAAUGUGACAAGUCCUUUACCUGGAACUCACAAUUUAGAAGCCAUCAGAAUGUUCACAAUGGGGGAAAACCUUACAAAUGUAUGAAAUGUGAGAAGUCCUUUACCAAGCUGUCACUUCUCAUAAUACAUCAGAGAGUUCAUACUGGAAAGAGACCUUGCAGUUAUAAGGAAUCAGACAAAGUUUUUACCAGUUGCUCAGAUCUUAGAGGACAUCAGAGAGUUCAUAUUAGGGAGAAACCUUACAAAGAUUCACUAUUUGACAAACCCUUUUCCCGGAACACAAAUCUUAGAACAUAUGAGAGAGUUCAUACUAAAGAGAGACUUAGCAGUAGUAAGGAAUGUGACAAAUCCUUUAGUAGGUUCAAAAAUCUUAGAACAUAUCAGAAAAUUCAUACUGGAAAUAAAAUUUCCAAAUGCAAAGACUGAUGUGUCCUAUAUCCACAUUACAUGUCUUAGGAGACAUUAGGAAAUUCAUACUAGAGAGAAAAACACCAUUGUAAAUUAUGUGACAUAGCAUUUUAUUGUAUUCUCUGCUUACAAAGUACAACAGUAUAUACAAUAGGAAGAUAAAGAUAAGAAACUUGUAGAAACCUUUAAUGAAGUUUAAAUCUUAGAAAAUAUCACAUAGUUUGGGCCAGAUUACAAUUCUCCCCAUGUUACUGUGGUAAAAUCCCACUUCUUUUACUGUGUGUGUGCUUUGUCUGCUUGUCUUGCUGGCACGAUAUACAGGUAUGGUGCAGGCAGAGGCCAGAAUGGUCAUCAGAUGCCCUAAAGCUGUAAUUACAGAUAAUUGUGAGCUGCUGGGUGUGUGUUGGGAAUCGAACCCCUGUCCUCUGAAAGAACACCCCAAGGAUCUUAAACACUAAGUGAUAUCUCCAGCCCCUGGGAACAGCUGUCAUAAAAACAUUUAUCUUGUUAAACAUCCAAAAAUUCAUAACUGUGUCAGGCAUGAUGGUGCCUUCAAUUCUUCACUCAGAAGACAGGAAUAGUAGGAUCUCUAAGUGUGAGGCCAUCCUCAUCAACAUAGUAAGUUCCAUGACACAUAUGAUUACAUGAACCCUGUCUCUAAAAAAGAAAAAAAUCAUGAGGACAAAAUGUAAUGACAUAAAAAUGUUAACAGGCCUUAGUUUUGUCUCUAAUUUUGCUGUGAAUCACAAAAUUCAUCUUCUGAUCAAGCUUAUCUUUAUAAUUCAUUUCUGGCUGGUCAUUGAAAGUUCCAUCACCGGAAUGCAUUCGAUUUAACAAAUCCUUUACCUAAUUCUAAAUUGUAUGCCUUAACAACAACAAAAUUAACGGGUGGCCCUGCCCGGGUUAGAUCGACCAGGAAGAGGAAGACAAGCACUGCAUUGAGACUUUGUGCACUAUACCGUGUAUCAUGGGAGCUUGCACGCAGUAGAUGUCGGCUCUUUAACCGAUAAAGUGGAGAAGAUGCGGAACAACUUAAAACAGGUGCCAGGCUCUGUUGAGCCAUGAAGGAGGAUGCCACACCUAGUGUAUGGGAUGAACUCCAGCAGGUGUCUGUCUGACAAAGAGAAAAGCAUCCGUCUGGGAGAGUCCACUCCCCAGCAGCAGGGAAGUCCCUUACGAGAAACGUUACCUUACAGCUGGGACUCAGCCCUUCAAAAAACCUUUUCAAGACAAAACCAAAACUAUGCUGUGGAGAUCUCGCAGAUUGUUGAAAUAAGCAUUGAGAAAGACCAAUGACUCGAAUGCCACCCAGGAACAAAGCUUCCUCAAAGAGUCUCCUACUCUCAACACCCCCCAUGGGGAGGGAAGGAGAAGCAUUCCCUUUCCAUAAAAGAGCCAGAGUUCAUUGAAUACUGAGAGGAAGUUUGGUAGAACGUGAAGCAGCCUUAGAGGAGACAGGCACUGUGGAGUCCUUUGGUCGGGAGCCCUCUCUGAGGCAGAGGCUCCAGGACACUGUGGGUUUGUGUUUCCCUGUGAGACCUUACAGCAAGCAGUCAAAACCUCUCUUUCCAAUAAAAGAAAAUUUCACCUCUCUGAAUUAAUUCUGGAGAAAUGCACUUUUCCUGCUGCCUCAGGAGGGCCAUUGGAUUAAACAGCAUACAACUCCUGUGAGCCCACAUCCAACAUUUUUUGACACAUUUGAUCCGUCACUGGUGCUUCCAGAAGAUUAAGAUGGGCCCUGAGAGAGAAGAUGUCUUAGUAUUGAAGAAGUGGUGAAUCCUGCUCCCAAUGCCACAAAUGCACACAUUUGAAGCUGCUGCAUAGGUCAAUCCAUUGUACGAACUGGGACCAAAGUUGGCCCCCUGGGAUGAUGGAAAUAAGUGGUGAUGGUUCUUCAGUACCACAAAGGAAUUGUGACUCAACCACCCUGUCCCUGCAGUCAUGGAGACAGAAGCAGCACCCGGUGUCCUGGUAACUCCCCUUGCAUGUUAGCUGACAGGGAGCUUGGGAAGUUCAUAAGCAGAUCAGUUUCGUUCUGUGCCUUGUGCCGGGUUUGCUUCAGAUCACAGGGCAUCCCUGUUACUGGGGUGUGAUGCACCAAUAGGAAGCAGAAAUCAUUCUACAAGGGAGACCCGAAGGCACGUUUUUGUUCAGGGACUCUGCUCAGGAGGACUUCCUCCUCUCUGGGAGCUUCAGCGGCAUCAACAGAUCCCUGCAUGCCUAACUCGAACAGUGGAACCACAACUUAAGCUUUGAUGCCCUGACCCUUGUGAGUUUCACUCCUCGACUGUCACUGGGCUUCUGGAACAUUAUAAAGACCCAUCUGUUGCAUGUUUUUUUUUUUAAAGCAUUGCUUAUGAUAUCACUGAAUAAGACUUUUCUCUUCAGCCUGCAGUGUUCCUGCCCUGCAGUGAUCUGCAGGGCACUAUGUAUGAGGGGAUUGGUGGAAUCCCUCUGCCAUCAGUCUUACAGGAUUUUUUUAAAGAGUAGCACUAUAAACAGAAAGUUGGGGUUUGCUGGUUAGAGAGAGAACCAAUCAAGGCAAAGUAACCUCUGUCCCCUAGUUGCUCUCUUGUGUAUCAGACAGUACAGUCACAGGAAGCACAGAGUCGGCUUCCAGGGUUUUUCAUCUACAAUGUGAACUUAGUCCUUAGCCUCUAACCAGUGGGAUCUUGUAUUACCCAGACAAAGAUGCCACUUGCAGGUGUCCAUGGCUUGCAGGUGUCCAUGGCUGUGAAAACACAGCUAGUUGGUGAGCGGUUGGCUUUUAAUGGCUGUGAUGACUGAGUGAGAAAACUCUGGAGCAUUUGUUAUGAAGAAUUCUAUUUCUUACUAAAGGACAAAUUCAACAGUGUUACUCAUGUUUGAAAUUAGUUUUUCUAAGAAUUUUUCUGUAACCUCCCAAAAGCAUUGAUGUUUGCACUUAACUAUAAAGCAAGCUUAGAAAGAGCAAGACACAUGAGUAAACAAAAGGCCGUUUUCCUUUGAGAGAAAAAAUGCAUUUUUUUUUUGGCCACAGGGCAUUGUGAAGUGUUCAUGUGUUGUUAUGGUCAGUGUCCUUUUGUCCCCAGAGAAAAAGACCUUCAGGUAAAACAAGGUCUCUAAGAUAGUUUUUCCAAGGUCAGAGUUAAAGGUUAGUCUUGUUUCUGGCAUGAGCACUGUGACUUCAGACAGCCUUGCAGUUCAAGAUUCGAGGGGGACUUUUUCUCAGUUGACACAUGCAGUUCCCACAUUGUUUCAUUAGAGUUGGAUCUUUUCCUGUGCUCUUGAGCUUGCGAACCUGGAGGGAAAUGAGACUAGAAGAUGCCCAGACACACCUCAUGAGAGUGACUCCACUGGUUGCUGAUGUCAAGUUAUAUUAAACUACAGUUAAUCACUUG
Mesocricetus auratus (golden hamster) is the source of this 8960-nucleotide messenger RNA. Its product is annotated as zinc finger protein 729-like. The transcript is spliced from 5 exons. The record is from RefSeq and is a predicted model, not a curated record. Lineage: Eukaryota; Metazoa; Chordata; Mammalia; Rodentia; Cricetidae. Bases 1 to 5598 code for a protein of 1865 amino acids. Gene Ontology annotation, biological process: regulation of DNA-templated transcription.